CGUAUCAGCAAGAACAUUCGCUUUUGAACGGAUCACUGAAUAUGAAAAACAUGUCACAAACCUCCCUGGAGGAAAAUUUGGAUAUCGAACCACCAGUUCCGGGCACUGAAGAAGUUCCACAAAAACGGUUUAAGCUAUUAGAAAAGAGAUCAACUGGUUCGUUACCGCUAGCGGAGUUGCACAAGCCAAAUAAUGCUGUAACCGUUGCCUUCACGGUUACAUGAUGCAAAUUAGGUGCGACCUGUUACUUUUUCUUGGCAACGCAUGCUCGACCCUAUUGAAGCAUCUUGAGAUUGAGAACUCACUUAAGACUUUCUGCUGUUUAAUAUUUUGACUUGUAUGCCACAGAGGAAGCUGAAACUUAUAAUGAUCUUAUUCAAUCUGGCGAAGUUGUUACAGGUCCUGGUGCUAGAAGUAACACCAUUGCAGGAAUCUUGGGCGGUGCUCUCCCAAAACUUUCAACCGAUCAGAGUGACACGGUGAACAGGGCUAAGAAAUAUGCUAUGGAACAAAGUAUUAAAAUGGUUCUCAUGAAGCAAACCCUUGCACAUCAACAGCAACAAAUGGCAAGUCAGAGGACUCAGGUCCAGCGACAACAGGCUCUCGCCCUUAUGUGCAGGGUGUAUGUUGGAAGUAUCAGUUUUGAGUUAAAAGAAGACACCAUUCGACAAGCAUUUCUGCCGUUUGGACCUAUCAAAUCAAUUAAUAUGUCAUGGGAUCCCAUCACACAAAAGCAUAAGGGCUUUGCCUUUGUCGAAUACGAAAUUCCAGAAGCAGCUCAAUUGGCACUCGAACAAAUGAAUGGCGUAAUGAUUGGCGGAAGGAACAUCAAAGUUGUCGGUAGGCCAAGUAAUAUGCCGCAAGCUCAGACUGUUAUCGAUGAAAUUCAAGAGGAAGCCAAAAGCUACAAUAGGAUAUAUGUCGCUUCAAUUCAUCCGGAUUUGACGGAAGAUGAUAUCAAAAGUGUGUUCGAAGCAUUUGGUCCCAUUAUCUACUGUAAACUCGCCCAGGGAAGUUCAGCGCAUAAACAUAAAGGUUACGGAUUUAUAGAAUACGAAAGCUGUCAGGCUGCUAAUGAGGCAAUUGCGAGCAUGAACCUUUUCGAUUUGGGUGGCCAAUAUUUAAGGGUGGGUCGUGCGAUCACCCCACCGAAUGCACUUAUGGGACCCUCCUCGGGAUCCAGCCUUAUGCCAACGGCUGCAGCGGUUGCAGCCGCCGCCGCAACGGCGAAAAUACAAGCAAUGGAUGCUGUUGCGAGUAACGCAGUUGCGCUUGGAUUGUCGAAAUUAAGCCAAUCGCCUGUUAUUCCACCACCAUCGACUGCAGUUUUACCUCCUCCGGGCGUAGCAAUUCCACAACUAGUACCACAAACCGCUUCACCACCUUCCCAUGCAGCUCCUGUGAUUACCGCAGUUCCUGCAGCUCCCGCAGUUAGCAUUCCACCACCAACAGUAGUAACCCCCACUUUAGCGCAGCAGUCUACUAAAAGCGUAAACAGUGCCGCUCAAGAGGCAAUGAAAAAAGCUCAAGAAGCACAAAUGAAACAGCAGGAAGAAUUACAGAAGAAGUUACUUGAUCAGAAUGAACCACAGACUUUACAACAGCAGGAAAAUAUGUCAAUUAAGGGACAAAAUGCGAGACACCUUGUUAUGCAAAAGUUAAUGCGUAAAGUUGAUUCAAAAGUUGUGAUAUUAAGGAAUAUGGUCGGUCCUAACGAUGUUGAUGAAACAUUGCAGGAUGAAAUUCAGGAAGAAUGCAGCAAAUUUGGAGCUGUAGAGAGAGUAAUUAUUUAUAAUGAAAAACAAUCGGAAGAUGAUGAAUAUGCAGAAAUCAUAGUGAAAAUAUUUGUUGAAUUUACGGAAACUAUAGAAGCUGAGAAGGCGCGAGACGCUUUAAAUGGCAGGUAUUUCGGAGGAAGAAUGGUACAAGCGGCGCUUUAUGAUCAAACGUUAUUCGACCAUAGCGAUUUAUCUGGUUAAUUUGUUACUGAUGUUUUAAAAUUUUUUUACUGCUCGAGGCUGUUGCAGAUAAAUGGUUUUUUUUUAAUUAACCAAAUGACAAUGAGUAUUUUGACAGCGCUUUUCAUUAGUUUUUCAUUCAUGUUUUUUUUACAGCGUUUUAUUUUCGCAUGUUUCUCUAAUCUUCCACUUAAAGUGAAUAUUUUAAGACAUCUGUUUGCAACAUUAAUUAGACUAUUGUACAUAAAUCUACUUAGUAUAUCAUUGUUUUGUAUUUAAUACGCAUACAUAUUUUUAAUAUACAUAGUUGAAUUUGUUUAUCGGAAAGCUACUGCCAAGAUGUAUUUUAUAUAAAUUAAAAAUUACGUGUUGGUUUUUGAUUUAAUGUACUAUUUAUUUCAUUUGUAAUUAUACCUUUAAGCAGUACAAUAAUUAUAAUUAGGUAGA
This is a messenger RNA of Photinus pyralis (common eastern firefly), 2405 nucleotides long. It is a transcript of the gene hfp, whose product is annotated as poly(U)-binding-splicing factor half pint. The record is from RefSeq and is a predicted model, not a curated record. NCBI's taxonomy places the organism in Eukaryota, Metazoa, Arthropoda, Insecta, Coleoptera, Lampyridae. Bases 504 to 1979 code for a protein of 491 amino acids. The transcript has 10 exons. Gene Ontology annotation, biological process: mRNA splice site recognition; alternative mRNA splicing, via spliceosome; regulation of alternative mRNA splicing, via spliceosome. Gene Ontology annotation, cellular component: catalytic step 2 spliceosome; precatalytic spliceosome. Gene Ontology annotation, molecular function: RNA binding.